AUGACCACAUUUCAUAUCUCCCUACAUUCAACACGUAAAUUUGUCUUUGCACUGAUUCCUGUCCUCUCAAACUGUAUGAUCUGCGAAGCUGCAUUAUUGACGUAUGUAUGGGCCAAUGCUCUAUCUUCCUUAUGGAUAAUGCCUUCUCCUGCUGGUAUUGUUGCUGGGAUAAGUGCUCGCAUGAAUGAGACUGCUUCUGAUGAAACCAGAAGUGUCAGAAAAGUAGCAUACUGCUUCAUUGCACCAUACUGCUUCAUUACAUUUGAAGGAGGGCCUAGGAUGUGUCCAGGAUAUGAAUUUGCAAGAAUAGAAGCCCUUGUUACAAUUCACAAUCUGAUCGCUCGAUAUAAAUGGAAGUUGUGUGCAGGUAGUUCUUUCAGUCGGCUUCCAGUGCUCAUGCCAUCUCAAGGAUUACCAGACCAAGUCCUGCCAAAGAAAUAA
Dovyalis caffra is the source of this 441-nucleotide messenger RNA. The record is from the annotation of a GenBank genome assembly. Lineage: Eukaryota; Viridiplantae; Streptophyta; Magnoliopsida; Malpighiales; Salicaceae.